AUGGCGCUCUUUCUCAUCAUCCUGGCUUUUCUGUCAGUGGCCAAUGCAGCAGCUUUGACAGCUAAUUAUCCUAUUAACGCGCAGCUGCCACCUGUCGCGCGCGUCUCGCAACCUUUCCACUUUGUGUUCGCCCAAAGUACUUUCUCUGACAGUGACAAUGACACGGAAUACUCGCUAUCGGAUGCACCAUCAUGGCUCAAAGUCGACAGCAGCACUCGCACUCUUGCAGGAACACCAGACACGGAUGACAGUGGCUCCAAGAAAUUCAAGCUCAAGGCAUCCAACGGGUCUGAGAGCGACAGCAUGGAGGUUACUCUAAUUGUCACAGCCGAUCAAGGACCAACUGUGAACAAGCCACUCGUGCCUCAACUACAGUCAUUGGGACCGGUUUCAUACCCCGCGACGCUGUUUAUCCACCCCGGUCGCCCAUUCUCCAUCGAGUUUGACCCGGAUACCUUCGACAACACCCACCCUUCUACGAUCUACUACGGAACCUCACCAAACAAUGCACCGCUACCUUCUUGGAUAAACUUCGAUCCAGCUGCCCUGAAGUUCGCGGGAAAUAGCCCAGCAUUUCCAGGCGCUGGACCUCAGACAUUCACGUUUCAGCUGAUUGCAUCAGAUGUUGCUGGAUUUAGCGCAGCCAACAUGACUUUUGAACUGUCAAUUGGUCCUCAUAUUCUGGCAUUCAGCGAGACUGUCCAGACAUUCAACCUCACCCGAGGUGACAGGUUCACCAGUCCCAAAUUUACAAGCCUUCUGUCGAUGGAUGGCUCGCCAACUACAAAGAAGGACCUGGCCAAGGUCGAUGCUGAACUGCCGGACUGGCUGGAUUUGGAUGAAGAAAACGUAUUAUUAAGUGGAACACCACCCAAUGAUGCCGUGAACCAGAACAUCACUAUUUCUGUGACCGACUCUUUCCAAGAUCAGGCAAAGCUGAUGGUCCGCCUGGAGUUCCUCAAGUUGUUCCUCGACACUGUCGAUGGGUGUGAAGCAGCAAUUGGCAAGGACUUCAAGUUUGAGUUCAACCAAUCUAUUGUUACCGAUGACUCCGUACAACUAGAUGUUGAUUUAGAUAGCGAUCUUUCCUCGUGGCUCACCUACUUCUCUGAGAACAAGACACUCUUUGGACACGUUCCAAAAGAUAUGGACCCCAAAAAAUUCACUAUUCCUCUCACCGCGCACCAAGGAUCGACUGAAGACACGAGAGACUUUGUGCUCGAUGUCCUCAAAGAAACAGACACACAUACAGACCCCACGAGUCCGUUCACUGAACCCAGCAGCCCCGACCACAAGAAGGCUGGCAUUAUCGCCAUCUCUGUUGUCGUACCAGUUGUGGUGAUCUUGAGCCUUCUAAUUCUCUUUUGCUGCUGGCGUCGCAGAAAGAGCUCACCUACGGUUGAAGAGGGACCUACCAACACCAAGCCGGCGCCUCCACGACCAGUCAGACCCGAUGUCCCCAAUUGCCAGCCGGCCAUGUCUGAAAGACCAUCUCGUGACGAUAACUCGGAAGACUGGAUGAGUCCUAUCUCGCCUGCAUCUGAUCUCCCCAAACUUGAACUUGGACCAGCAUGGAAUGUGUCCUCUUUUGAUAAACAUGAGCACUCUAUUAGCUUCCCAGUUCCCGAGCCUGUUGUCCCUCCUCGUUCUCCUAAGCGGGGAUCUCCUGUUCGUGGUGGUUUCGUUCCACUGCGGGACGAAGUCAUCGCAGAGGACAAGCCAGUUCAGAUCUCGCCUACCAAGAAACAGAACAACCGUCUUUCAUAUACCAAUACCAGCAGCCCCGUUCGUCGCAGAUCCACCAACCGAUCCAGACGUCAGCCUUUGAAGACUAUCCAACCGCGGGCAAUGAAGCGAGAGUCUAUUCAAUCAUCCAAGUCGAAGCGGUACUCCAAACGCUCAAGUGGCAUCUCAUCUAUUGCUUCCGGACUGCCUGUACGAUUCAGCGGUGCCGGUCACGGCGCUGGUGGAUUUGGACCUCCUGGACACGGCGUCGUUCACAUGUCGUGGCAAAACCACAGAGCAUCUAUGCUCAGUGAUGAGGCCAGUCUCAACAACAUGGCACCCUUGUUCCCCCGCCCUCCUGCAGCUGCUCGCAUGAGACACAGCAUGGCACACAGCAUCCCCGAGAACUACAAGCGAGUCACCCUACGAGCUGUGGAGCCCGACGAGUCGACCAUCUCAGAAGCCGACUCCCUCGAAGCAUUUGUCCACAGCCGCGCCAAGCACCGCAACUCCUCCAACCCUCUCUUCUCCGCUCAAAUCAGCCGCCGUACCUCGUCCGGUCUCCGAGCUCUUGACAGAGCUCGCAGUAUCCGCAGUCGCGCUGACACAGUCUCAGUAUCAACAUUCAGUGACGAGUACCGCCAAUCCAUUCAAGAGCGCCCGAUGUCCACAGCGAUGUCAGUCUCUGAAUACGGCGAUGAGAACCGCAUGUCUCACUACCAAGGCUUGCAGCCACCGGGCCUCUUCCCUCUUGCCGAGAACAGCGCUGGCCAGAGCCAACUGAGUCUCGCGCAGGAUUACCGCGGUGUCAUCUCCCCCCUGCCUCGCUUCUGGAGUGAGAACAGUCUGAGCAGUGCUCGACAGUUGGAGGGCCAGCACCGGUAUCAGAAAGUGAAUGAUGAGAAUGCCAUGCCUCAGAGUUCUUCUAUGGUCUCUGAUUUGGAUGAACAUCUGCGCAAGGUCAGCCCUAAAAAGACGGAUCCGCAAUGGCGGAUGUCUCCUUUAGAGCCUCCACCUCCAGUGAAGAGCGGCAGCAACCGUGGUCUUCCCAUUGCCAGCAGUGGAGAGCUAGCCUUUGUUUGA
Molecule: messenger RNA, 2808 nt
Organism: Penicillium antarcticum
Lineage: Eukaryota; Fungi; Ascomycota; Eurotiomycetes; Eurotiales; Aspergillaceae
Product: putative transmembrane glycoprotein
Exons: 1
Coding region: 1-2808 (935 amino acids)
Cellular component (GO): membrane
Molecular function (GO): calcium ion binding
Source: RefSeq, a predicted model, not a curated record